Molecule: messenger RNA, 972 nt
Organism: Durio zibethinus
Lineage: Eukaryota; Viridiplantae; Streptophyta; Magnoliopsida; Malvales; Malvaceae
Product: actin-depolymerizing factor 2
Biological process (GO): actin filament depolymerization
Cellular component (GO): actin cytoskeleton
Molecular function (GO): actin binding
Source: RefSeq, a predicted model, not a curated record
UAUAAAACAUUUCACUUCACGAAGGAAAGAAGAAAAAAAAAAAAAAAAAGGGAAGCGAAUCCUUUUAUUAUUAUCUCUCAGUCUCCUUGAGAAAGCUCAAAAUUCCCUCUUCCAUCAUUUUAGAUAUUUUUGUUGCCCUAGAUUUUCUCUCUGCAAGUUCUACCUAGAGAAGCCAUGGCUAACGCAGCUUCUGGGAUGGCUGUGCAUGAUGACUGCAAGCUGAAAUUUCUAGAGUUAAAGGCUAAAAGGACUUACCGCUUCAUAGUAUUCAAGAUUGAGGAGAAACAAAAGCAGGUUGUUGUGGAAAAGGUUGGUGAGCCAACUCAAAGCUACGAGGAUUUCACUGCAAGCCUCCCUGCUGAUGAGUGUCGAUAUGCUGUAUAUGAUUUUGACUUUGUGACUGCUGAGAACUGCCAGAAAAGCAGGAUUUUCUUCAUUGCAUGGUCUCCUGACACAUCAAGGGUGAGAAGCAAGAUGAUUUAUGCAAGCUCCAAGGACAGGUUCAAGAGAGAGUUGGAUGGUAUUCAAGUAGAGCUGCAGGCAACUGAUCCCACGGAAAUGGGACUUGAUGUUAUAAGGAGCCGUGCCAGCUAAAUGGGAGACUCCAAGAGGCAGAAUUGGAGAUAUUCAAAUGCAUUCUGCUUUUGCUUUAAGUGAAAUGUUAAUAGGUUGUGUGGGGCGGUAUCAACCUGACUAAAUUAUGAUCUUGGUUUGUUAUUCAAGUUUUAUAUUGAAGUCAUUGUCUAGAACAAGUUUAGUGUUUUUCCAUUUAUAUCUUAUGAUUUGUUAUGCGUGGAAGUUAUAUAUGACUGUCUUACAGUUGAGUCAAUAAACAAAAGUCUAUCUUCUUCAGGGGUAUGAUACACUCUUUUUGAGGGUUUGUUUUUGCAACUAUAAAAAUGGAUGUUUGGUUACUCACAUGACACGCUGGUGCUUAUGUGGAUUAAAAUGGUGGCCUGCAUUAUUUGAUUC